AUGACUAUAGAGAUUCCUCUUAUAUUGUCAAGCACAAUUCCAUUAUUUUGGAAGUCCGGAUUAGCACAGCUUUCAUUUGCAAAAACAGGAGGCUCUUUAGCAGCUGCAAAAGGAACUUCCCUUUUGUUAAGCAAAGUAGCAUCAACUGGUAAAGGGGGGCUUUUAGCUUCAACAUCCUCACAACUUGAUAACAUAAAAGAAGCCGCCCAAAAAUUAGUAGAGGAAAUUGAAAAAAAUAUUAACUUAAGUUUAUUAUUUUAUAAUAUAGAAGAUGAAGAAACAGCUGGAUACUAUUUAAUGACAAUGAGAGAACAAAAUGAAGAAGCCUUAUAA
Messenger RNA from Plasmodium vinckei vinckei, 333 nucleotides. Its product is annotated as conserved Plasmodium protein, unknown function. The coding region runs from base 1 to 333 and encodes 110 amino acids. The record is from RefSeq and is a predicted model, not a curated record. The transcript has a single exon. NCBI's taxonomy places the organism in Eukaryota, Apicomplexa, Aconoidasida, Haemosporida, Plasmodiidae.